UAAAUUCACCGUGAACUUUUAUUGUGUAUUGUAUUUUGCGGGCGUCAGACAGUGAUCAGAGAUUUGUAAACAAAUAAUAAAAAAAAGUUAGCGUGAAGCAUUCAUUGAAUCUGGCAAAAAUGAAAGUUGCAGUAGAGGGUUGUGCUCACGGUGAGCUGGAAAAGAUUUAUGAAACAAUACAGUGCCUUGAAAAUGAGGAGGGCUACAAAGUGGAUUUGUUACUUUGUUGUGGAGAUUUCCAAGCUACACGUAACUUGGACGACUUACAGACAAUGGCAGUGCCACCAAAAUACUUGGACAUGUGCUCGUUUUACAAAUACUACAGUGGUGAGCUAGUUGCACCAAUCCUUACAAUAUUUAUAGGGGGUAAUCACGAAGCAUCCAAUCAUCUGCAGGAACUACCGUACGGUGGCUGGGUAGCACCGAACAUCUACUACUUGGGCUAUGCUGGUGUUGUAAAGGUGAAUGGCAUACGUAUUGCAGGGUUGUCGGGCAUUUAUAAAGGACAUGACUACUUGCGUGGGCGUUUUGAAUUUGCUCCCUAUACGGACACUACGCGCACAAGCGUUUACCAUGUUCGCCAACUCGAAGUGUUUCGCCUGAAACAACUUUCCGGUACCAUCGAUAUAUUCAUGUCACACGAUUGGCCACGUGGUAUAUACAACUAUGGCAAUAAGUCACAAUUAGCGCGUUUUAAACCACAUUUUCGUGAUGAAAUGGAUAAAGGUCAACUGGGUAGUAGGCCUUGUGAGGACUUGCUUAAGUUGCUAAAACCCAAUUAUUGGUUUGCGGCACAUUUGCAUUGCAAAUUUGCCGCCGUGGUGCCGCAUGAUGAAGUGGAGGAUAGCAGCGGUGAAGCUGAUGAAAGUAGUAAUGAAAAUCAUAGCUCGAAGGACAAACCAGUCGGCGAGGAUAAAGAUGAGCGUAUUACCAAAUUUCUUGCAUUGGACAAAUGCUUGCCUAAGCGUAGAUUUUUGCAGUUACUCGACAUUGAAACACCCGAAUUUACAGAGGGUGAAGUGCGCCUCGAAUAUGACCUUGAAUGGUUAACUAUUCUACAUUUAACAAAUCAUUUAACGAAUGUGAAAAGUUCAAAGUAUUAUCUGCCGGGCCCACAAAAUGCAGCAAGUACUGAGCGUUACAACUUUGUACCCAAUCGCGACGAAAUGGAAAAUGUUCGGAACAAGUUUGCUGCAGAUUUACUGAUACCCAAGAAUUUUUCACGUACAGUUGAACCCUAUAACGCUAGCGAAGCCAAUAGAGAACAUGUGUCACAGCCAAAAGCGCAAAUUAAUCCACAGUCACAAAAUUUCUGCGAUGCUUUAGGUAUUGAUGAUCCUGUUAGUCUAGCACUAAUUAUAGGCGGGCAUGAGCUCAGCUAUUCCAGUGCGAUGAACGAAAGCACAGAUACAGAGUUCAACGAUUCUACAGCAUCAAUGCAAACGGAACAAUCCAGCUUGAAUAUAUCGAGCAGCACUGGAGAUGCGCUGUCGCCGCGACAAAUCAGUCCUUUCAAGCGAAAAAGUAGUUUAGGUUUAAAUUUGCCCAAACCCAUAGUGGAGAUCGAUAGUGCAAUAGGUGAAAUUUGUGAAGAGAAGAAUCCCGAUGAAUUACAGCUGGGUAAUAGUUCUGCUGAUGAGACAGAUAAUGAGGCUAAAGUGGCGGAAGAUGUUAACGAGGAAGAUAGUGGAGCGAUUGCUUUGAAUGCAAAACCGCCCAUUAAGAAAUUCAAGCGUCGAAAUCAAAGCGUAUAUAUGAACGAAGACAAGGAAGAUGAAUCAGGGUAAAAGUCAUGCGUUCAAGUAAAUUUAAUUAUGCGUAGGCAGAAAAGCAGAUGUAUAAGUUUUUAAAUCAAUG
Messenger RNA from Rhagoletis zephyria (snowberry fruit fly), 1857 nucleotides. It is a transcript of the gene ldbr, whose product is annotated as lariat debranching enzyme. Gene Ontology annotation, cellular component: nucleus. NCBI's taxonomy places the organism in Eukaryota, Metazoa, Arthropoda, Insecta, Diptera, Tephritidae. Gene Ontology annotation, biological process: mRNA splicing, via spliceosome. The record is from RefSeq and is a predicted model, not a curated record. Gene Ontology annotation, molecular function: RNA lariat debranching enzyme activity.